Messenger RNA from Conger conger (European conger), 3419 nucleotides. RefSeq names its product cytokine receptor-like factor 3. The transcript is spliced from 9 exons. NCBI's taxonomy places the organism in Eukaryota, Metazoa, Chordata, Actinopteri, Anguilliformes, Congridae. The record is from RefSeq and is a predicted model, not a curated record. Bases 128 to 1453 code for a protein of 441 amino acids. Gene Ontology annotation, molecular function: protein binding.
CUCUGGACGCCCUCGGGAUAGGAUUCAUCGUGGUAUGUGACAUCUCCAACUUCAAUUUUUCGGUUCGUCAAGACCUUUUAAGUGAAAAUACAGUAUGCGUGGCAUCUGAUUUGGAAACAGGUAGAGAAUGUCGAUUGAGGCAGAAGUGUUGCUGCAGGAGGCUAAAGAAAACAUUGAGGCAGCUCAGAACUACAGGAGUGAACUGCAACAGCGUCUGCAUGGACUCAACCAGGCCCUCAACCAGGUGAGGGGCAGUGCGAGGCAGACGCGGGAGGCCCUGCGCUGUCACUUCGAGGCGCUGCAGGCUCAGGUGGCUGUCCUGCUGAGCGAGCGUCUCAGUGUCCUGCUGCAGGAGGUGGACGCCAUCGAGCGGGACAGCGUGCGGCCUCUGGACGACUGCCAGAAGCUGGUGGAGCAGGGGGUGGGCACCGCCAACGAGCUGCUGGGAGAAGGCGAAGCUGCGAUCCGCUGCUUUGGGGAGAAUGAAGACAAGCUGGGAAGCUUUACUAAGAAGGCCCUUCACAUUCAGCUGGACAGUCUCCCUGAGGUGCCUGUCCUGGUGGAUGUCCCCUGCCUGUCAGCCCAGCUGGACGGCUCCCUGCUCCCUGCUCUUCAGCAGUGCAUCGUGGGUCAUGGCAGUGUGGCCUCGCGCCCCCCUGUUCUCAUAGAGGAGCUGGUGGAGCGGGCAGGGGGCGUGCUGGUGCGCUGGGGCAAGGUGGAUGAUGACUUCACUGUGCAGGACUACCGCCUGCAGUACCGCCGCAGCACAGCCUCUCAGUACGAGGACGCGUACAUCGGCAAGGACUCGGAGUUCCUGGUGCUGCACUUAGAUCCGCACACUGACCACCUGUUCCGCGUGUGCGCCAGGGGGGAGGGGCGCACCGAGUGGAGUCCCUGGAGCCUUCCCCAAACCGGCUACACCACGCUAGCGCCUCACGAGUGGCACCCAGGCAGUGAGGGCUACAUCCUAAGCAGCCGGAAAAACAUCGCCCUGCGCAGUGACUCCCUGUCCCCCGCUGGGGUCCUCUACUCCAGCACCCCCUCCUGCUUCUGCGGACAAACACUCACCUUCAAGAUCCUGGCAGCAGGUCAGCCAGACAAGCGGGACAGCCUGGGGGUGUGUGUGGAGCGCAGCAGUGCUGCCGGAUCCCUGCAGAGGCAAAGAGCCGUGUGCAUCUCCACCAAAGGCGCUGUGUUUGUGAAUGGAAAAGAGAUGACCAACCAGCUGCCAGCCAUCACCAUCGGCUCAGCCGUGACCUUUGACAUGGAAGUCGUCAGCCUGCUUCCUGUCACCAACAAUAACAUCAAUGACAAGGGGAGCCUGAAGUUGAGGGUGACGAUUGGCUCGGGGAGUAGAGAGGUGGUAUUUGAUUGGCUCCUGGAUCAGGGACUGGACCACCUUUUCUUCGGCUGCUCCUUCACACACCCUGGAUGGAAGAUUCUGGUCUUCUGAUACUAUUGACCCUAUACAAGCACCGCCAUGCUCAGUGGGACAAAGAGGGAAGUUAAGUCUUUUGGACAGUGCAGUCGGCUGGUUGCUGUACCCGCAGUCCAUCCCUCAGUGAUGUGAACAAGCUCUUAGGCUCAUCCACACUGGAGCAGAAUUUGGGUCAUGUGCUUUCUAGAUCUGACUCCUCAGACUUACAAAAACUAGUGUAACUGAUUGACGGUUACGGUUAUGCUUUCUUAUGGAAAAAUAAGUACUGUAACACUCCCACUCUUACCCUUCCUAGAAGGGUCGGUCCUGCGCUUAACAUUUAACAUACGAGAUGGUCAGAGCUGGUCAAAGUGGCAUCUUUGCUUUGCUGAAGACAAGCUGCCAAGUUUUUCAAAGCUUUUUGGCAGGUCAGCAGCAGAGAAUCUACAGAGUAUACAUUCCUGUUAGCCAGGGGGGGCUGUGAAAACUGUUAGGAAAGUGAUUGAGCUGCAUCACGAUCAGAUCCGCUCUCAGCAGGUGACUGAAGGAACUGCAACAUGACAGAGUAUGAUUCAUGUAUAUUUUAAGAAUGAUUAUGACUCGUAUAGAUCAGUUGCUGGAAAAAGAGGCAAGACUAAAAAAGUGCCUUUUAGUUCAGAAACCCCACUUUUAUACUGAACAAUGCAACUGAUGUGCAUUUCUAAAUGUGACAUUGUUGUUUAGUAUGUUAUUUCAGCUAUACAUAUAGGCAGUUUUUAAAUGUUGAAAAUUAUUAAAUUGUAAUUAAGUAUUUGUUUUAAUGUGUAGCUUUAGGAAGUAUGCAUUUAGAGUAGUAUUGUUUUACAUGUUCACACUUUGUGGUGUUGCCGAUAACAUUACAAGGAGGUUGAGCCAGUGUGAAAGGUUCGAAUGCACUUUGGACUCGUACGUGAAUGAAACUGACUGGAGGCGUACUGAGAGCUACAGCCUCACAGUGAAUGCAUACUUGCAGUGGGAUCUGAGUGGGAUUUUGGGGUAUUGAGCCUGUAUUACAUUACAUUAUUGGCAUUUGGCAGACACUCUUAUCCAGAGCGACGUACAGUUGAUUAGACUAAGCAGGAGACAAUCCUCUCCUGGAGCAAUGCAGGGUUAAGGGCCUUGCUCAAGCGCCCAACGGCUGUGCGGAUCUUAUUGUGGCUACACCGGGGAUCGAACCACCAACCUUGCGUGUCCCAGUCAUGUACCUUAACCACAAUGCUACAGGCCGCCCUAUGUAUGUGCUCACUGUGCACUGUCUAUAAACUGCAGUGUUCAUCUGAGGAGCAGGAGAAUCUAUGCUGCCAAUAGAUAUGGGCUGAACAGGGUGUUCGUAACGAGGCUUACACUCUUUGUCAUUUGUCAAGAUCGAUGCAAUCAUAUGUAAAUAUUUUAUAGGGUUAAAGAGAAAACGAGCAGCUGGCACAGAAGUCAAACUACAGAGAGCAGUGGUUAGUAAUGUAUGAGCUGAAUGAAUCUUCAUUACACACAACACGUGACCCCAUCUGGAGCAGCACUGGUUGUCUUGUCCAUUCUCCCUUGUUUACACCCCUAGAAUUGGAACCCCUUUUCUUAAAUAUUUCCCUUCAGGUUUUUACCUUGACUUUUUCUUAAACUGACAGUUCCAACAAUGCCGACUCCUCUUCUGUGUGUUUUUAAAACCUUUUCCACCACUUGACAUUCAGCCUCACAUGUAUGAAGGUAAUGUAUUGCUUGUGCAGCCAGAUGACAGUUGUGUAGAAUAAAAUUUUAAACUACCAAGUAUUUAGAAAUGAAUUAAUGUAGACAGAAUAUACACAAAUAUGGUGAUUAUAUAUAAUAUAAAGGAAUGCAGCGAACAGCGAUUUUUCAUGGUUUGAGGAUUUAAACAGGAUGGAUCAUUUUCCUUUGGGUAAAUUCUUUGACUUAUUUCUACAUCAAUGCAUGAAAUUAAUUUGAGUGCUCUUUUCUACCAUAUAAAAGAAAAUAAAACAACUGGUACAAAAUA